Messenger RNA from Ananas comosus (pineapple), 1899 nucleotides. RefSeq names its product protein DJ-1 homolog C. Gene Ontology annotation, biological process: guanine deglycation, glyoxal removal; protein deglycation, glyoxal removal. Gene Ontology annotation, molecular function: protein deglycase activity. Gene Ontology annotation, cellular component: nucleus; cytosol. The record is from RefSeq and is a predicted model, not a curated record. The transcript is spliced from 10 exons. Lineage: Eukaryota; Viridiplantae; Streptophyta; Magnoliopsida; Poales; Bromeliaceae. Bases 13 to 1332 code for a protein of 439 amino acids.
AAGUCCCCACCAAUGGCGACCAUGGCCGUCGCUACGUGCUCCUUGGUAAAUCGCUACGCCUUCGCCACUCGAUCCCCGAGAUCCCCUUCCUCCUCCGCGCGCGCCGCGCCGCGACAGGUCCCAUCGAUCUCGGCAUCGCCGCCGCCGCCGCCGCCGCCACUGAAGAAGAAGGUGCUUGUUCCGAUCGGCAUGGGGACGGAGGAGAUGGAGGCGGUAAUCAUUGUCGACGUCCUCCGCCGAGCCGGAGCCGACGUUCUCGUCGCCUCCGUGGAGAGGGAGCUCGAGGUGGAGGCGUCGUCGGGCACCAGAUUGGUGGCGGAUGCGUCCAUCGCCGAUUGCGCCGACGAGAUUUUUGAUCUCGUGGCGUUACCAGGAGGAAUGCCAGGUUCUGUGCGGCUGAGAGAUAGCGAAAUUCUUCGAAAGAUGACAAUCAAGCACGCAGAGGAGAAAAGACUAUACGGUGCUAUAUGUGCUGCUCCUGCUGUUGUCCUUAUGCCCUGGGGUCUGCAUAGGAGAAAACAGAUUACUUGUCAUCCGGCCUUCAUGGACAAGCUUCCCAACUUCCGUGCAGUUAAAUCUAAUAUUCAGGUGUCCGGGGAACUCACCACAAGUCGUGGUCCUGGGACGACUUUUCAGUUUGCUUUAUCAUUCGUUGAGCAGUUGUUUGGGUGCACGCUGGCUGAAGAUAUUGCAAAAAUUUUGUUGAUGCAAAUUGAUGGUGGUCGUCAAAGAAGUGAAGAAUUCAACAAAGUUGACUGGUCUUUUGAUCAUACACCUCAUGUUCUUGUUCCGGUUGCUAAUGGCUCUGAAGAGAUAGAAGUGGUCAUGUUGGUGGACAUUUUAAGGCGAGCAAAAGUGGAUGCCGUUGUGGCAUCAGUUGAAAAAUCUCUGCAAAUUGUAGGAUCCCAAAAUAUAAAGAUUAUUGCAGACAAGUCUCUUUCUGAUGCCUCAAAGUCAACAUACGAUUUGAUCAUUCUCCCUGGAGGAGUUGCUGGUGCUGAGCGCCUUGCCAAGUCUAGAAUUCUGAAGAGGUUACUGAGAGAACAAAAGGAAGUGGGAAGGAUGUAUGGUGGGAUCUGCUCUUCACCAGCUAUCUUGCAUAAGCAAGGUUUGCUCAAGGGUCAAACAGCCACAGCUCAUCCCUCUGUUAUUGGCCAGCUUACUGGCAAAGUAAUUGAUGACGCUGGUGUAGUAAUUGAUGGAAAACUAAUCACUGGACAGGGCCUUGGAACUAUGAUGGAUCUGUCACUGGCUAUUGUCAAAAAACUUUUUGGCCAUGCACGGGCAAGAAGCGUGGCAGAAGGGAUUGUUUUCGACUACCCUAAAAGCUAAGGAAAAUUGUUCUGACUAUGCAUGAGGAAAGGUGUUGCUAGAAGAUGAAUAGAUUUAGUCGGAGAUAUUUGGGGUACCACUAUGUAACGAGGCACACUAGUGACUACAUUUCUAGAUUGGAUUGCCGUCAGUGUUUCUGUACUGGAUACAGUCAAAUUUUCUUCACUGGCUCGACAGCACUUUUGAGGGUUCGACUACAGCAACAGUUUUGUUGAUUGCACAGGAUUCAGAUCGCACGAUCUCAUUAUGUUCUGUGAUACAGGUGCGUUUGCCUACAACCGAGUAGAAACAUUCUGGGCACAGCGGUGUAGAAAAUAUAGUCCCUUGUUGUUUCUCAAGGCUUUUGAGAAGAUAGUGACUAGUUUCUAAAAAAGUGGCUAGAAUAAGAUGCACGCUGGAUAACCCGAUUAUGGCUUCUGCUAUUGAAGAAGAUCUUGAGCAGGUAACUUUUAUUUUAUUUAGAUAUUACCAAGAAUACUCCUACUAUUGAACUUUUAAAUGAUACCUAGUUCUCGAAACACUUGAUUGUCAAAUAAAAAACAUUGAAAUAUGUUACAACGUUGAAAA